CGUCGAACUUCGUAGACUUCUGGUUCUUACUUGCCGGCGGCGAAAAAAGUUCAUCGUUUAGGUUCCCCAGAGACAGCUCCCUACGACUGACAAUCUUACUCCCACCCGGGUGUGAAGCCUCCUCACAGUAGUUGUUCUUCAUUAAAUACCUCUCAUGGCUCGGUAACAGCCAAACUAUCUUCCCAGAAUACAAAAUGUCGUUGCGUACUUCGACUGCCCACCUCACCCGCCAACUGGCGACAAAGCGCCCGGCAGUGGCCCCCUCAGCCAGAAAUGGCCUCUCAGUUCCCGCGGCUCUCCAGAGUGCCUCAAUGGCCACCGCCGUUCCUCCUGUGACUCAAGAUUCGACUGGUUCGAAGGGCCCGACUGCAAUGGUCUUUAUGAACAUGGGCGGUCCUUCGCACACGUCCGAAGUAGGCGACUUCCUCUCCCGCCUCUUCGCCGACCGAGAUCUGAUUCCCCUUGGGCCAUUACAACCCUAUCUGGGGCCCCUGAUCUCUCGCCGCCGCACCCCGAAAAUCCAACAACAAUACUCGGCCAUAGGCGGGGGUUCUCCCAUACGAAAAUGGUCCGAGCACCAGUGUACCGAAAUGUGCAAAAUCCUAGACAAGCUCUCGCCCGAAACGGCACCACAUAAACCCUACGUGGCGUUCCGAUACGCGAAUCCCUUGACGGAGCAUAUGUAUGAACAAUUGUUAAAAGACGGGUUUGGUGGCGGAAAGGGAGGUCGAGCGGUAGCAUUCACACAGUAUCCCCAAUACAGCUGUUCCACCACGGGGAGCUCAUUGAACGAGCUGUGGAAAUGGCGGAACCGGCUCGAGGGCAAACGAGCAACAACGGGCGAGGUCGAUCCAGACGGAGCAAUAACCUGGAGUGUGAUCGAUCGCUGGCCCACGCACCCAGGAUUAGUUGAGGCCUUUGCGCAGAACAUCGAAGCUAAAUUGGCCGAAUAUCCCGAAGAGCGACAGAAAGACGUGGUGAUCCUGUUUUCAGCUCACAGUCUUCCCAUGAGCGUGGUCAACAGAGGCGACCCGUACCCGGCCGAAGUUGCGGCAACAGUGCACGCUGUCAUGAACCGACUCGGCCACUCGCACCCGUACCGACUUUGCUGGCAAUCGCAAGUCGGGCCCUCUGCAUGGUUGGGCGCCCAAACAAGCGACACUGUCAAGGAAUAUAUGAAGCGAGGACAGACAGACAUCAUUCUGGUCCCGAUCGCCUUCACGAGCGACCACAUCGAGACUCUCUACGAGAUCGACAAGGAAGUCAUGCACGAAGAUGCAAAGGGCCACCCGGGCGUCAAGCGCGCAGAGAGUCUCAACGACAACCCGGUUUUCAUCCAGGCAUUGGCAGAUAUUGCGCACAAUCAUCUCCUGAGUGGCGAGAGCUGCUCCCGGCAGAUGGGGUUGAGGUGUCAAGGGUGCACAAGUGAAAGAUGCCUUGAGCAGAAAAAGUUCUUUGCUGGCCAGCAUGCGAAGAUAUUACCGACUGUACGAUAAGGACGGAAUUGUGGUGAGAAGAUAAAAAUUGUUUACUGACCCAGAAUGAAAAUGAUGAAUAACAAUCUCGUCUCGCGAGCUGAUGUUCCG
Cladophialophora immunda is the source of this 1586-nucleotide messenger RNA. Its product is annotated as ferrochelatase. The transcript has a single exon. Gene Ontology annotation, biological process: heme biosynthetic process. Lineage: Eukaryota; Fungi; Ascomycota; Eurotiomycetes; Chaetothyriales; Herpotrichiellaceae. Gene Ontology annotation, molecular function: protoporphyrin ferrochelatase activity. The record is from RefSeq and is a predicted model, not a curated record. Bases 195 to 1496 code for a protein of 433 amino acids.